Sceloporus undulatus (fence lizard) is the source of this 3291-nucleotide messenger RNA. Its product is annotated as sodium/potassium-transporting ATPase subunit alpha-2-like. Gene Ontology annotation, biological process: potassium ion import across plasma membrane; intracellular sodium ion homeostasis; proton transmembrane transport. The record is from RefSeq and is a predicted model, not a curated record. Lineage: Eukaryota; Metazoa; Chordata; Lepidosauria; Squamata; Phrynosomatidae. The transcript has a single exon. Gene Ontology annotation, cellular component: membrane. Gene Ontology annotation, molecular function: ATP binding; P-type sodium:potassium-exchanging transporter activity; ATP hydrolysis activity. Bases 584 to 3184 code for a protein of 866 amino acids.
CCAAACCACCCAUCCCUCACCUCCUCAUCCUACACCCUUUGCCCCCCAAAGCCACAGCAGAUACCACCAAGAAGUAAACCCUGAGGAGAAAGGGCUGAGGGAAGGUGCCCCAUUGCCGCCAUGGGGGGCAAGAAACCCUCCCUCUUCUCCAACGGCUUUGCCCCCCUGCUGUUUCAAGAAAAUCGCCGAUAAACCCGGGGAGGACAUAGAAGACCUGAAGAAGGAAGUGUACAUCAAUGACCACAAGCUCUCGCUGGAAGAGAUAUCCGCGAAGUACAAGGUGGACUUGACGACGGGUCUCACCAAAGCCGAUGCGGAGGCCAUUUUGGCCCGGGACGGCCCCAACGCCCUGACGCCUCCCCCGACCACGCCAGAGUGGGUGAAAUUCUGCCGCCAGCUCUUUGGGGGCUUCUCUAUCCUGCUGUGGAUCGGGGCAAUCCUCUGCUUCUUGGCCUACACCAUCGAGGAGCUACUUGGGGAAGAGGCCCUCAAAGACAAUCUCUACCUGGGCAUCGUGUUGUCCGGGGUGGUGGUGGUGACGGGCUGCUUCUCCUACUACCAGGAAGCCAAAAGCUCCAAGAUCAUGGAGUCCUUCAAGCACAUGGUCCCGCAACAAGCCCUGGUCAUCCGGGACGGCAAGAAGAUGCAGAUCAAUGUCGAGAAAGUGGUGGCAGGGGACUUGGUGGAGGUGAAAGGGGGGGACCGGAUCCCCGCCGAUUUACGGAUCAUCUCGGCCAGCGGCUGCAAGGUGGACAACUCCUCCCUCACCGGGGAGUCGGAGCCGCAGUCCCGCUCCGCGGAUUUCACCAACGAGAACCCGCUGGAGACGCGCAAUAUUUGCUUCUUCUCAACCAACUGCGUGGAAGGAACGGCCCGAGGUGUCGUCAUCUUAACGGGAGACCGUACGGUGAUGGGACGCAUUGCCUCCUUGGCAUCCGGCCUGGAGGAGGGUGCCACCCCCAUUGCCCGGGAGAUUGAGCACUUCAUCCACAUCAUCACUAGCGUUGCUGUCUUCCUCGGCGUGACCUUCUUCAUCUUGGCCCUUCUUCUCGGUUACCACUGGCUGGAAGCUAUCGUCUUCUUGAUCGGCAUAAUCGUGGCUAACGUCCCCGAAGGGCUCCUGGCCACCGUCACUGUCUGCCUGACCCUCACGGCCAAACGCAUGGCACGCAAGAACUGCCUGGUGAAGAACUUGGAGGCCGUGGAGACGCUGGGCUCCACCUCCACUAUCUGCUCCGACAAAACGGGCACCCUGACCCAGAACCGCAUGACUGUCGCCCACAUGUGGUUUGACAACCAGAUCCAUGCCGCUGACACCUCUGAAGAGCAAGCUGGGACAAUGGUGAUGGAGAAGCGCUCGCCCACUUGGGUAGCCCUCACUCGCAUCGCUGCGCUGUGUAACAGGGCAGACUUCAAAGCUGGGCAGGAGGACAUGCCCAUUACAAAGAGGGACACCACGGGGGAUGCUUCCGAGUCUGCACUCCUCAAAUGUGUCGAGUUAUCCUGUGGGUCCGUGGUAACCAUGCGAGAGAAGAACCCCAAAGUGGCAGAGAUUCCCUUCAACUCCACCAACAAGUACCAGCUCUCCAUCCACGAAGCCGAAGAUAAACCCAAAGGCCACAUCCUGGUGAUGAAAGGGGCACCGGAAAGGAUCCUCGAUCUCUGCUCCACCAUCUUGAUGCAAGGGAAGGAAGUCAACCUGGACAAGAAGAUGCAGGAAGCCUAUCAGAGAGCUUAUGAUGAGCUGGGAGGGCUAGGCGAGAGGGUGCUGGGCUUCUGCCACUUGUACCUCCCUGAGCGGCAAUUCCCCCGAAAUUUCAAGUUUGACACAGAGAAAGUCAACUUUCCCAUCAGUAAACUCUGCUUCGUGGGUCUAAUUUCCCUGAUCGACCCGCCUCGUGCUGCCGUGCCGGAUGCUGUCGGGAAAUGUCGGAGUGCCGGGAUCAAGGUGAUCAUGGUUACCGGGGACCACCCAAUCACUGCCAAAGCCAUUGCCAAGGGAGUGGGCAUCAUCUCCGAGGGGUCCGAGACAGUAGAGGAUAUCGCAUUGCGGCUUGGUAUCCCCGUCAGCGAGGUGGACCCAAGAGAAGCCAAGGCUUGCGUCAUUCAUGGUUCCGAACUCAAGGAGAUGAGCUCCGAGCAUCUGGACGAGAUCCUGAGGAACCACGCCGAGAUUGUCUUCGCCCGCACCUCCCCACAACAGAAACUCAUUAUCGUGGAAGGGUGCCAGCGUCAGGGAGCCAUAGUGGCUGUGACGGGCGAUGGGGUAAACGAUUCCCCCGCGCUCAAGAAGGCCGACAUUGGCAUCGCUAUGGGCAUCGCCGGCUCAGAUGUCUCCAAGCAAGCCGCCGACAUGAUCUUACUUGAUGACAACUUUGCCUCCAUCGUGACGGGCGUGGAGGAAGGACGGCUGAUCUUCGACAACCUCAAGAAGUCCAUUGCCUACACCUUGACUAGCAACAUCCCGGAGAUCUCUCCUUUCCUGCUCUUUAUCAUCUUCAGCAUCCCGCUGCCCUUGGGCACCAUCACCAUCCUGUGCAUCGACCUGGGGACGGACAUGGUGCCCGCCAUCUCCCUGGCCUAUGAGAAGGCGGAGAGCGAUAUCAUGAAGAGGAAGCCGCGCAACCCCAGGACGGACAAGCUGGUCAACGAGCGGCUCAUCGGCAUGGCCUACGGGCAGAUUGGCAUGAUGCAAGCCCUGGCUGGCUUCUUCACUUACUUCGUGAUCAUGGCUGAAAAUGGAUUCCUGCCCCUCUUCUUGCUGGGGAUCCGCCUGGAUUGGGACAACCGCUCCAAGAACGACCUGGAGGACAGCUACGGUCAGCAGUGGACCUACGAGCAGCGCAAGGUGAUCGAAUUCACCUGCCACACGGCCUUCUUCAUCAGCAUUGUGGUGGUCCAAUGGGCGGAUCUGAUCAUCUGCAAGACCCGGAAGCUUUCCCUCUACCACCAGGGCAUGAGGAACAGGAUUCUCAUCUUCGGCCUCAUCGAGGAGACAACCUUGGCCGCCUUCCUCUCAUACUGUCCCGGCAUGGAGGUUGCUCUGCGCAUGUAUCCGCUCCGGGUCCUGUGGUGGUUUUGCGCCUUCCCGUUCAGCCUGCUGAUUUUCAUCUACGACGAAAUCCGAAAGUUCAUCCUCCGUAAGCAUCCAGGCGGCUGGGUAGAGAAGGAGACUUACUACUGACCCAUCCACCCAAGCAUCCCACGUUUGCUAACUUUGCUGGGCAUCCUUGGCCAGUUUUGUUUUAAUUCCAAUGGAGUGUUCUCUUUGGGCCCCAAAAAUGUUGUCUA